AGAAAUCGAAAGGAGAGCAUCUCUCUAAUCACAUCAUCUCUUUUCCUCCUCUAUCUUUCUCAACUCCAAAUCACCAAAACCAUAACAGAAUCUUAGGGUUUCCUUCUUCUUCGGCUUCUUCUCAGAAUCCAUGGAAGGUUCGAGCAACGGAGGGAUGGUGUACCACGAGGUGCAGGAGUCGAAGCUCUGCGCCGUGCAUUGCGUCAACACGGCGCUGCAAGGUCCCUUCUUCUCCGAAUUCGAUUUGGCCGCCCUCGCCUCCGAUCUCGACCGCAAGGAGCGCCAGAUGAUGCAGCUCACUGUCCAGGCCGGCGCUCCCUCCGCCGCUGCCGGCGAUUUCCUCUCCGAGGAGUCCCACAAUGUCUCCCUCGACGGCGAUUUCAGCAUCCAGGUACUAGAAAAAGCUUUAGAGGUUUGGGAUCUGCAGGUCAUCCCCCUUGAUUCUCCUGUUGCAGAGCCUGCUCAGAUCGAUCUAGAGCUGGAAAAUGGGUUCAUCUGCCAUCUACAUGAUCAUUGGUUCUGUAUCAGGAAAGUGAAUGGGGAGUGGUAUAAUUUUGACAGUCUGUAUGCAGCCCCACUUCACCUUUCUAAGUUUUACCUCUCGGCCUAUCUGGACACGCUAAGGGGCUCUGGUUGGAGCAUUUUCCUGGUGAGAGGAAACUUCCCAAAAGAAUGUCCCAUUUCAUCCUCAGAAGCUUCCAAUGGGUAUGGGCAGUGGCUUUCACCUGAAGAUGCCGACAGAAUAACUAAAUCAUGCAACUCCACAAAUGUUCCACGCCAGACUCAGAGAACAAAUCAGCCUCGACAACCUUCAGAAGAAUUCCUAUCCACCGAGGAAGCGGAGCUGCUAUCGGAGAUGGAAGACGAGAACAUGAAGGCUGCAAUAGCUGCCAGUCUUAUGGACUCUUCCCCUGCCGUGGCCAAUGUUGGAGCUAGCGUGGCCGAUUCUGGAGUUAGCAUGGCCAGUGCUGGAGCUAGCAACCCGCAGAAUGAAAGUUCAAACAGCCAAGAUGACAAGAUCAGCCAGGAGAAUAAGAUUGCUUGAGAAAAGUAAAGUACAUUUUUCCUUUUUAUUUUACUGGUUGAGAACAAUGAUCUAUGGAUAUGUUUGUCAGGUUAGAUAGUUGACUUGCAUCCUCGGCCGAGGUCGUUGUACUUUGCAGCGUAUACAUCUCCGUUACACUGUCAGCUCCAAAUUUAAACUCAAAUUGUAAAACUAGAACAAAUAAGCUUUCAGCUUUCAGCUUUCA
Messenger RNA from Argentina anserina (silverweed cinquefoil), 1250 nucleotides. Its product is annotated as ataxin-3 homolog. Lineage: Eukaryota; Viridiplantae; Streptophyta; Magnoliopsida; Rosales; Rosaceae. Bases 131 to 1045 code for a protein of 304 amino acids. Gene Ontology annotation, molecular function: cysteine-type deubiquitinase activity. Gene Ontology annotation, cellular component: nucleus. Gene Ontology annotation, biological process: protein deubiquitination. The transcript has 2 exons. The record is from RefSeq and is a predicted model, not a curated record.